AUGUCAGUUGAAGAUAUAUUCGACCUAUACAGCGAACCUGAACCCGCUGCUCGUCCAAGCAAGAAAAAGGGGAGCAAGCAACACCGCGGAGAGAGCAGCAGCAACCCUCCGACAAAAAAGACUCAGAUCGCGGAUCCUCCAAUACCAGUUCCUUCCAAGGAAACAACACCUCCUCCAGCUCCCAUCGACCAGACGUCUCCACCAGCCCCUACCGACCAGACACGUCCUCCGGCGCCUGUUAACCAACAUCCUCCAGCUCCUGCUGACCAGACACCUCCUGAUCAAACAGGAGAGGCUUUGACAAACAUUGUGCUUAGCUCAGCCAAAGAUAGGCUGGCUAAGCUAUCGAGGCACCGACGCAGCCGAGAGGCUAUCAUCGCACCAACUCCAUGGAGGUCGACCAGAUCAUUAACCGUGCGCUGA
Messenger RNA from Humulus lupulus (European hop), 423 nucleotides. RefSeq names its product vegetative cell wall protein gp1-like. Lineage: Eukaryota; Viridiplantae; Streptophyta; Magnoliopsida; Rosales; Cannabaceae. The transcript has a single exon. The record is from RefSeq and is a predicted model, not a curated record. The coding region runs from base 1 to 423 and encodes 140 amino acids.